This is a messenger RNA of Spodoptera frugiperda (fall armyworm), 3313 nucleotides long. It is a transcript of the gene NGR-A20, whose product is annotated as G-protein coupled receptor dmsr-1. Gene Ontology annotation, molecular function: G protein-coupled receptor activity. Gene Ontology annotation, biological process: G protein-coupled receptor signaling pathway. Gene Ontology annotation, cellular component: membrane. Lineage: Eukaryota; Metazoa; Arthropoda; Insecta; Lepidoptera; Noctuidae. The coding region runs from base 242 to 1543 and encodes 433 amino acids. The record is from RefSeq and is a predicted model, not a curated record. The transcript has 7 exons.
CGUUGCCGCGACCGACCGCGGAUACUCACACCGCGCGUUCACGAUAAAACAUUUGAAAAAAUAUCGUGUCUCCAAUCUGUAUACGCAAAUAUACAAAUAAAAAUAAUCUCACUGUUUGUUCUGAUAUAAAGUGUUUGUUAACAAAUACUGAUUGAGAAACACACGAUAUGAGAAAGCCGUUGAAUAGAAUUACAAGAAGAUUUGUUGGGAAUAGAAACGGCACGUGUCGCGCGAGUGAUGAAUGAGUGCUUUAGCCGUCACAAUGCUCGCGGAGAAUGACACUCACAGUUACGCGGGCUCAAACAGUUCCUUUAACUUUUUCUUCGAAGAUCCACGGUUUAUAUCCAUUCUGAAACAUCGAGGGCAGAACCACACGAACAAUAUCGGCGAUGUUAUUAAAGUUCUCGAAGACUGGCGGAGUAGAUACAACAUUUCUGUUGUAAAGGAAUGUGAGAAGUCGGAAUAUUGCUCCGGGGAAUUUCGAGAUCUGAUUCUCGCAUACAAUAGCAUCCAUGGAUACGUUAGUUUGUUGGUCUGUCUCUUCGGUAGUUUAGCUAAUGCACUGAACGUAGCGGUAUUGACUCGACGGGACCUUGCUGUGACCCCCAUCAACAGGCUGCUGAAGUGGCUGGCGGUGGCUGAUGUCUUCGUCAUGUUGGAGUACGUGCCCUUCGCCAUCUACAGGUACCUGUUAUUCCCAGACCAAGAGGAGCGUCCGUACUCCUGGGCAGUGUACAUGCUGUUCCACAGCCACUUCACACAGAUCCUGCACACCGCGUCCAUAUUGCUCACGUUGUCACUAGCCGUCUGGAGAUAUAUAGCUAUCAAAUACCCAACAUACAGUCCGUCGCUAUGCACGGACCGGAGAUGUACGCUCGCCAUCCUGCUCAGCUUCAUACUGCCGCCUAUACUCUGCAUACCUUCGUAUUUUGUAUUCACAAUACACAAAGACUUCGCUUUCGACAAAAGCGGAAACAUGCUGACCAAAGUAUACUUCGUGGAUUCAAACUACAAUGGGAGCCUGUACCAAAUAAACUUUUGGGUGCACGCCGUACUUAUAAAGUUGCUACCAUGCGUCAUUUUAACUGUGAUCAGCGCCUGGUUGAUAAGAGCGCUAUACAGAGCUAAUAGUAGGAAAAAAGCGCUCAAAGGCUACAGUGCUUGUCCAGCCACCACGGUUGUCAAUGGCAACGGGAAUGUCUUCACCAGAAAGUCCACUAAACGGUCUAAAGCUGAGAGAAGAACUGACAGAACUACGAAGAUGCUGGUUGCAGUGUUACUGCUGUUCUUGCUGACGGAGUUUCCUCAAGGAAUAUUAGGUCUUCUAAGCGGAGUUUUAGGAAGAUGCUUCUUCAAGCAGUGCUACGAUCUCUUCGGAGAGCUGAUGGAUGCACUGGCACUCCUGAAUGGAGCUAUAAACUUCGUGCUUUACUGCUCCAUGUCAAGGCAGUUUCGAACAACGUUCGGACAGAUGAUCCGAAAUCGAUGUGCACCCACACAGAGAGCGAAUUCACAUACGGAAUUACAGACUACAUAUGUUUAAGUGUGUGUGAAAAUAAGUGGAGUUUUGUUAUUCAACAUUUAACUUUAUUGUUUUGUGAUAAAGUCGAUAAUGGAAAUGACAGUUUCGGGUGUUUGUGCGGCGAUUAGUUUCAUUAAGGUGUAUAAAGAGAGAAGAUUUGAAUAAGUGUUUGAUAAAAACUUUGUGGAACUGUGAACAUUUUGUUAGUUAAAGUGUUUGAUAGAUUUUAGAGUGCAGACAUGUUGAUUGGUGUUAAUCUAUUUAAAGAGUCCAUGGAAGUCAGACCUUGGAUUAAAUAGUGUUUGAAGAUAAAAUGGAUGUCGAAGCUGCUCAAGGCCUAAGUUUAUCAGAAGAUUUGAAUGGUAAAACCUGUCUAUAAGUAUGAUAAGUACUAUCAGCACCCUUAGUAUGAGUUUGCUCUACGUUUAACGCGUUCGGCGCUCUGAUUGGCCUGCUCAAAUGAAUCAACCAAUCAGAACGCUGAACGCGUUCUCGUUUACGUAAAGCUAACUUGUAUUAAGGGUACUGAGGAUGUAGCUUAAGUAACUUCAUAGGGAACGUCAUGGGAUUUAAAGAGUUAAUUCCAUUUGAGUAAAAUUAAACUUUAAAAAUAUCCUACUAAAGUUUAAAACUUGUUGAGUUGUUUAAUCGAACGCUUUAUAUAGAUUACUAGCUUCUGCCAGUGACGUCAUUCACAUAAAUAGGUGCUUCCCAUUUUUCCAAUUUCCGUGAGAAUUAAGGAGAAAUAGUGUGCCUCUUCUCUCUCCUAUACUCUUUAAGGAAUAUACAUGCCAACUUUCAGCUCCUAAGUCUAGUAAUGUUGACUGUGCGUUGUCUGUCAGUCAGCCAAUCAUUCUCUUAGUAACAGAAAACUUUUAUAUAAGUAUACAUUACAGAUUAUGCUAAAACUGUUGGAAAAACAAAAUUACACUUACAUAUUUUUGGAGCCCAAAAGCCGCUUGUGUUUAACGGAAAUUGCAAUUUGUUAAAGGUUAUGAGAGUCAGAGUGCGGAAAUUGUAUUCUCUCUUGUUUUUGUACAUAGUUACUAGUUAUAAAUAAAGCUUGAAUAUGUUGAAUAUAACAAAACAGUAAUUUAAUUAGACAAACGAUAUUUCUAGAGAUUUGGAAUGCAUAAUGGUGGCGAACAAAUGCAAUCGAAGAAUAUUGACACAAAAAUAUUGAAAAAGAAAAUACUGGUAUGAACGUUUUGGAAAAACACCACCCUACACACUCGGGAUUAUAGGAUUAUGCCUAAUGCGACUGUGAGGCUUACAUCAAAGUCGUAAAUAAAAUACAAAUUCGUGAGCAAUCCUUACCGUUGUUACCCAAGUGACCUCUAAUUUUUAUUUUUAUUUUAAACUAUCUAUUUAGUUGACAUAUUUAGAAGAACCUAACCUUAGCCUAAAAGUCUGAAAAAUAAAUAAUUACGAAUAUUUUCCAAUAUACCAAUGUCUAAAAUUGGGUGAAACAGCGAUAUCGAUUGUGAUCAUAGACUGACCACGACAAAGAUAAAUGGAACCGUAAAUAUUCAAGACAAUGAUUGAAACUUUAUACAGACUUCAAAAUGGCCGUCUUUAACUCGUUUAAACAUUGGUCCUUUGCCUCCAAAAACAAUAUUUUCUCUCAAUUCUGAGCCGUUUCAUGUAAUAUUCAAAUUUAGAACAGAAAAGGUCUCAAGAUCAUUCUGCCUUUUAUUUAUUUUUGUGAUCGCCUUUUAUUUUUUAGACUAGGUCCAAACCUUUUUUGACAAAAAUAAAUAUCUGUUACGAUAAACUUUUUUAUGAAGUGUU